AUGAUCAGCAACGGACCAUUACUAGUACUUGCUUCUCAAUUUGUUGCUGUAAUGAUUCAUGGCUUGGCCAAGUUCCUAGAGACAACCGCCUCGGUAGACCCCCAACAGAUUCUCCAAGUCCGUAUGUUCAUCACUUUGAGUAUCAACAGUCUCUUCCUCACGAUACGCUAUCCGAAAGAGCUGCCUCUUGGUAAGAAAAGUGUUAGAGGUCUGCUCAUACUGAGAAGUCUGGGUGGCAUUUGUGGUUCAGCUGGAUUUUAUUGUGGGUAUCCUGUCAAUCGUUUGACAUCAGAUUCUCUGCAGUAUCUUCCUCUAGCAGACGCAACAACUUUGAACCUCCUCGCACCCUUGGGAGCUAGCCUCGUCACAACAAAAAGAUUAACCUUGAUACAGAUUGGUUCCAUAGCAAUCUGUUUCCUUGGUGUGGUACUUAUCACUAAACUAAGUUUCAUCACCGACCUGCUUUACUACAAUGAUGGAUAUGAUCCCCAGAAGACUUGGAACCCUCAGUCGCGGCAGGGACUGGCCUGUGCAAUGAUCGGGGUGCUGGGCGGAGUAUGCGCUUACUCUUCAAUUUUCAAGAUCGGGACACGAUCACACCCACUUGUGACAACUAACUGUUUUGCCACUGGCAUCCUGAUAGUGAGCAGUGUUUGUUUUGCUGCCGCCCCAGGAGUCAACUUCAACUUUAAUCUAGGCUUGUUACAGUGGUCUAUAAUGGGGUGUAUUGGGCUCUCUGGAACCUUCAUGGAGUACCUUCUCACAGCAGGGCUUUCUGAUGAAGGUAAUGGUUAUGCCGUUCAUAUGAUCUACUGCCAGGUGGUUCUUGCCCUCGUUGCGGAUUGGCUGAUCUGGCAUACUAUACCUGAUGUCACUUCUGGCAUGGGUGCGUUGACAUUGAAAUGGCACCUUACACGCGAAUUUUAG
Botrytis sinoallii is the source of this 927-nucleotide messenger RNA. RefSeq lists its product as uncharacterized. Bases 1 to 927 code for a protein of 308 amino acids. The record is from RefSeq and is a predicted model, not a curated record. The transcript has 5 exons. Lineage: Eukaryota; Fungi; Ascomycota; Leotiomycetes; Helotiales; Sclerotiniaceae.